Molecule: messenger RNA, 1105 nt
Organism: Elephantulus edwardii (Cape elephant shrew)
Lineage: Eukaryota; Metazoa; Chordata; Mammalia; Macroscelidea; Macroscelididae
Gene: ATP1B4
Product: ATPase, Na+/K+ transporting, beta 4 polypeptide
Exons: 8
Coding region: 28-1080 (350 amino acids)
Biological process (GO): regulation of DNA-templated transcription; sodium ion transport; potassium ion transport
Cellular component (GO): sodium:potassium-exchanging ATPase complex; nuclear inner membrane
Source: RefSeq, a predicted model, not a curated record
UGCUGCAUCUUUGCCCACUGAGCAGCCAUGAGAAGGCAACUUCGAUCCAGAAGGGCUCCGACCUUGCCUCAUGGUUAUCGCUUCAGACUUGAUGAUCAGGAUGAAAUGAACCAGAACUACCUGGCAGAUGAAGAGGAAGAGGCUGAGGAAGAGGCUCAGAUGGUGGCGAUGCCCAAUUUGGAGGAGGAAGAGAAAGAAGAGGAACAAAAGGAAGAGGAAGAAGUUCAGGAUCAGCCAGCAGAUAACACCUGGUGGCAAAAAUUGCAGCUUAUAAGUGAAUAUUUAUGGGACCCGGAGCAAAGGAUGUCUCUGGCCCGAACAGGUCAGAGUUGCAGCCUGAUAUUGGUCAUCUACUUUUUGUUCUAUGCCUCUCUGGCUGCUGUGAUAACUGUCUGCAUGUAUACACUAUUUCUGGCCAUCAGUCCUUACCUGCCGACCUUCACUGAGAGAGAGAAGCCUCCUGGAGUUAUGAUCAGACCCUUUGCCCAAAGUCUGAACUUCAACUUCAAUGUUUCUGAACCUGACACUUGGCAGCAUUAUGUGAUUAGCCUAAAUGGCUUUCUUCAGGGCUAUAAUGACAGUCUUCAAGAGGAAAUGAAUGUGGAUUGCCCACCAGGGCAGUACUUCAUCCAAGAUGGUGAGGAGGAGGAGGACAAGAAGGCCUGCCAGUUUAAGCGCUCCUUUCUGAAGAACUGCUCUGGUCUGGAGGACCCUACUUUUGGCUAUUCUACGGGACAGCCCUGCAUCCUUCUCAAGAUGAAUCGGAUUGUAGGCUUCCGUCCUGAGCUUGGAGAUCCUGUGAAGGUUUCCUGCAAAGUUCAGAGAGGUGAUGAAAAUGACAUCCGAUCCAUCAGUUACUACCCUGAGUCGGCUUCUUUUGAUCUCCGCUACUACCCUUACUACGGCAAACUGACGCACGUUAACUACACCUCCCCCCUGGUGGCAAUGCACUUUACAGAUGUGGUGAAGAACCAAGUGGUGCCUGUGCAGUGCCAGCUGAAAGGCAAAGGCAUCAUAAAUGAUGUCAUCAAUGACCGUUUUGUGGGUAGGGUGAUCUUUACCUUGAACAUAGAAACCUAAGGACUUCAGGGGGCCACUUCUACCA